AUGAUUAACCCACAUUUCAUGGAUUCAUAUAUGAAAAACAUUCAAGCAUAAUCUCCUCCUAAAAAUGGAUAAAUGAGAAUGUUCCCUGAAAAAUUUCAUACUGAUAAGAUGUUUGGCUAACCAUUAAAUCGCAUGGACCAAGAAUAGGCAAAGCAUUAAACAAAAUUAAAAAACUAUGGAGAUAUUGAUAAAAUAAAUUAGAUUUAUAAGACAACAUAUAACAUGAAGAAUUAAUUUAAUUAGGGCAAUACUUAUUCAAAUUUACACUUUUCUAAAAUGGCAUAUCAAAAAAAUAGAGAAUCAUCUCUGGAUACAUCUACAGAAUCUCUUAGGAGAACUGGAAAGAAAAUGGUAAAUAAUAGCUUUAGCGAUUCAAAGCCUAUUUAGCAGACAUACUAAUCAUAAAAUCAUCUUUAGAACUCCUACUUUUAUUAGUAAUAGAAUUCUGCUAGAGAUAUGCAAGCGUAUUAGUAAAACAUACCUAAUUAAGAGACUCUUUCUAGCAGUAGACAAUAAAAUAUUUAAAAUAAUGAAAAUAAAUUACCUCAUACAACAAUUGGCGACUUUUACAGAUUACCUUCAAAAGAUGAUGUAAAAUAGUAUUAAUAUUCACCUCAAAAGAGGCCAGCUUUUGUUCCAGAUAAAGUAAGUUGCAAAAAGAGAUUCGAUGAACGUGAUCACCAUGAUACUACAAUAGUUUAGUUAAUUAGCAGGACAAGCGAAACAGGCUUUCAUAACGAUACACCUUCAAAAAAGCUAUUAAAAUCAGAUACAUUUUAAGACUCCUUUAAUCAUCUGUUUAAUUAGUAAUAGCGAGGAUAAGGAUAUAGACCUGGUAAAAAAGCAGCGAAUUCCUCAAGAGAAAAUUCUGCUGAGAAUUAUCAAUUCAAGAAUAUAUUAACUGGGGAAAAUGUAUCAGGAGAUAAAAGACAAGGUUUAGCUAUUGUGGAUAAAUCUAUGUAUAAAAGAGAGGAGAUGACGUUAGCAAAUGAAUUUAGAUAAAAAGUUAAUUCUUAGCGAACAAAUUCAGCAAAUCCAACCUAUAAAAAGUUGUAUUUUAGUAAUAUUUUUAAUAGAGAAGAUAUGUCUGGUAGCGAUAACUUAAAUUCUUCCUUAAAUAAUGGGUAAAACUCCACGACAAACAAAUUAAGAGACAAGAAAGUAGCAUUAUAUGAUUCAAACAAUGUAAGAGGUUGUCUAGAUCACUCUAUUAGCAAAGAUCCUAUAGCAAAUAAUAGCAGUACAUCUAGAGAAAGAUAAAUAAAUAGAAUCCCUAUCAGCAAUAUUAGUAAUAAUGUAUCUGCAUUAAUGAUCUCCCAUGAAAUAUUAACUAAAUAACCAAAAGAGCAGCAAGAUUUAAUUAGUAAAAUAUUAUAGACAUAGAAUACUCCUCAUGGCAAGAUGAUAUUAAAAGAUCGUAACUAAUCGCCAAUGACAAAAGGCUUGUUAAAGAAUGAAACUAUGGGAACUCCUUAGAGAUUUUUACUAUCAGACUCUUCAAAUAAAAUAUCCAGCAAGCAUUCCCAUAAUCUGAUAUCUUCCCCAUUUGUAAAAUCUACCAGAAACUGUACAACUUAGCCUUUCUUCAAUUGA
Molecule: messenger RNA, 1593 nt
Organism: Tetrahymena thermophila SB210
Lineage: Eukaryota; Ciliophora; Oligohymenophorea; Hymenostomatida; Tetrahymenidae
Exons: 1
Source: RefSeq, a predicted model, not a curated record